Molecule: messenger RNA, 1934 nt
Organism: Meloidogyne enterolobii
Lineage: Eukaryota; Metazoa; Nematoda; Chromadorea; Rhabditida; Meloidogynidae
Source: the annotation of a GenBank genome assembly
UUUCUUAUCUUCCUUCACAUCUCUUUCUUCUUCCCCAACAGUUCGAAUUUACACAAAUGUUCCCUUCGCACUACCCCUUGAGCGAAGGGAACAGUACUUUUUCUAAUUCUUUCCUGGACUUUUUGGAAUAUUCCCCAUUCCAGGUUUCUUUCUCAUAUACUUUCACAUCUCUUUCCUCGUCCCCAACAGUUCGAAUUUAGACAAAAAAUGUUCCUUUCGCACUACUCCUAGAGCGAAGGGAACAUUAACUUUUUCCAAUCCUUCCUUGAACUUCUCGGAAUAUCUCCCAUUCCUCCGUAGGUUUCCUUCUCAUCUACUUUCAUAUCCUUUUCUUCUUCCUUGCAAUUCGAACUUACACAAAGUGUUCCCUUCGCACUACUGCCUAGAGCGAAAGGAACACCAACUUACUUUCGACUUAAAACGAAUUGAAUCAUAAUUUUUUUCGUCAUUCCUUUUAUUUAGUAUAUGUACUUUUAAAAAGUCUCAAAACUUUCUUUUUUCCUUAAUUAGCCCCAAUGUGCAAUUUGUACGUUUUGGUUUGCUUUAAUAUAAGAAGAUAAUAAAUUUUUGAAUGAAUUGAUUUUUUAAUUUUAAUUUUGUUUUUUCAAUAAUAUUUAUUUUUAAUUUUUUUUCUCAUUUAUUUUAGUAUUUUUGACAAACUUUUUAAGUUUAAUCUGUCUUAUAAUGGAAGAAUGGACACCUACUGCAAUGUCUUAUGAAGAAGCAAGUAGCACACUCAAAAAAUGGCGGGAAGAGCACGCAAGACGUUCAGAAGAUGUUGUGGAAAUAUGGGAAUUUGUAUUGAGUAGAUAUUGUGCUGCUUUGGGUGAUGAACUUUGGGUUGUUUUGGAACAGGUAGCAAUUGCAGCUUUAGACCAAGCCCGUCACGAUUUGGCAAUUGAUUGUAUUCAACAAUUACACCAACAAUUCCCCAAAAGUAUGAGAGUUACAAAACUUCAAGCAAUGCGUUUAGAAGCUAUUGGGAAUUAUGAAGAUGCCGAUAAACUUUACGAAAAGCUUAUUGAAGCUGAUGAAACUAAUCAAGUAUUUCGAAAACGUCGAAUUGCCAUUUUGAUAGCUAAAGGGGAAAGGCAGGGAGCAAUACGUGAAUUAAAUAAAUAUUUGGAAAGCUUUGGAACGGAUACAGAAGGGUGGUUGCAGCUUUCGGAACUUUUUCUUCAAGAAGGGGAUUAUACUAGAGCGGCAUUUUGUUUUGAGGAAUUAAUUCUUUCAAAUCCACACAAUUCUUGUUAUUUACAAAAAAUGGCAGAAAUACGCUAUACUUUAGGAGGGCAAGAAAAUAUUGAAUUGGCAAAAAAUUAUUUUGAAAAAUCGGCUUCAAUAUCUUCCAGUGCUGCUUCACUUUAUGGAUUGAUUUUGUGUUACAAUCAACUUGCCCAAAAAGCUUCUGGACAGCGUAAACACGAAAUUGUUUUGGCUGCCCAAAAUGUUUGUGAUCGUUUACUUUUAUUAUACGACAAUGAAGAAACAGAUACAUCUUCAAAUGAGAUUAUAGAACGGCAACCAAAUUUUGAAAAACAAAUUGGGGUUAUAAAAUUUUUAAAAAGUUGUUUUAAAGAAUGAAGAGAGGACCUUUUAGAAAUUAAAUAAAAUUAUUUUUAGGAAAUGGUAAAAAAAUUCUUUUUAAUGUUUUUUGAAUUUCCUUCUAAUAUUAUCUGAUAUAAACUAAAUUAGUGAGUGGACAUUUUGUGUUUGAAAGUUUUAGGCCAGUGAAAUUUUUAAGCUAGUGGGAGGCUAAGCUUAAUUUUGGGGUGAAAAUUCGAAGAGCAAAAUAAUAGCUUAUCCGAAAGAGCUCGAUAAACAUAUUCCUAUCUUCGUGGAGGGCAUGCCUGACUUCUCCGUAGCAGCAAAAAACUUCACGGAGACCAUAGGUAAGGAAUUAAAACAAGAGGCCAUAACUUGUCCAAAAUUGU